Molecule: messenger RNA, 2066 nt
Organism: Limanda limanda (common dab)
Lineage: Eukaryota; Metazoa; Chordata; Actinopteri; Pleuronectiformes; Pleuronectidae
Product: zinc finger protein 709-like
Exons: 2
Coding region: 476-1633 (385 amino acids)
Biological process (GO): negative regulation of transcription by RNA polymerase II
Molecular function (GO): DNA-binding transcription repressor activity, RNA polymerase II-specific
Source: RefSeq, a predicted model, not a curated record
CAGUCUGGACCAAGAGGAGCCAGAACCUCCACAGAUUAAGGAGCAGGAAGAGGAGCACUGCGUCGAGCUCCCAGAGCAACAUUUUCUUAUUGAAGAUGAGUUUCCAUCUGAGCACCAGCUCUGGAACCUUGAGAGGAACCCCAGUCUGGACCAAGAGAAGCCAGAACCUCCACAGAUUAAAGAGGAGGAGGAGCACUGCAUCGGUCUGGAAGUAGAGCAGCUUGUACUGAAGCAGGAGGAUCAAGAUAACCUUUUGUUGAAUCCUACGUUCAAGGAAAGUGACCACAGUGAACCAGAACCAAGUGACCACCAGCUCCUCUCCCACAGCUCAGCUCCGAGCCAAGAUCUCAACGGAGGCCAGUAUGGAAACUCAAAAUCAGUCGGAAAAGCAGAGCAGGCAUCAGAAAAGGGACAUCAUGUCAUCACAAGAGCAAAAGGGAGGACAAGUCCCAGUAACCUUGCAUGUAGCGCUACCAUGUCAAAGAUUGUGCCGAAUAUCUGCAAGAGUAAAAAGGUUUUCCAGUGUGACACUUGUGGAAAAGUCUUUAAGUGGAAGUCAGGAUUAAGCAAACAUCUGAAGGUGCACACAGAUGAGAAACCAUAUCUUUGCAAAACCUGUGGAGAGAGAUUUGGUUACAAGUCAGCACUAAAAACACAUGUUAGAGUCCACACAGGGGAGAAACUGCAUUCUUGCGAAAUGUGUGAAAAAAGUUUCACAAGUAGCACAAAUUUGAAGAUCCACAAGAGAACGCACACGGGUGAGAAACCUUUUACUUGCAAAACUUGUGGGAGAAGUUUUACGCGUGUAGAUUACCUGCAGGUCCACGAGAGAAUACACUCGGGCGAGAGACCUUUUUCUUGUAACACAUGUGGGAGAAGUUUUAUUCAGGGAAAUACCCUGAAGGUACACGAGAGAACACACACAGGCGAGAAACCUUUUUCUUGCAAAACUUGUGGGAGAUGUUUUGCAACUAGAAAUGUUCUCAAGAUACACGAGAGAACACACACGGGCGAGAAACCUUUUUCUUGCAAGAUUUGUGGGAGAAGUUUUAGCCAGAGAACUACCUUGCAGGACCACGAGAGAACGCACACGGGCGAGAAACCUUUUUCUUGCAAAACUUGUGGGAGAAGUUUUAUUCAGAGGAUUAACCUGAAGAUCCACGAGAGAACACACACAGGCGAGAAACCUUUUUCUUGCAAAAUUUGUGGGAGAAGUUUUAGCGAGAGAAAUACCCUGAAGAGGCACGAGAGAACGCACACUAGCAAGAAACCUUUUUCUAGCAAGACUUGUGGGAGAAGUUUUACAACUAGAGUGAAUCUGCAGGACCACGAGAGAACACACACGGGCGAGAAACCUUUUUCUUGCAAAACUUGUGGGAGAAGUUUUAAAUCUAAAUAUAACCUGCAGGUUCACGAGAGAACGCACACGGGCGAGAAACCUUUUCCCUGCAAAACUUGUGGGAGAAGUUUUACAACUAGAAUGCAUCUGCAGGACCACGAGAGAACACACACCGGUGAGAAACCUUUUUCUUGCAAAACUUGUGGGAGAUGUUUUGCAACUAGAAAUGUUCUCAAGAGACACGAGAGAACACACACGGGCGAGAAACCUUUUUCUUGCAAAACUUGUGGGUGAAGUUUUAGCCAGAGAAAUACCCUGAAGAGACACGAGAGAGCUCACACUGGCGAGCUUUAUUUCAAAUCUCAAGAUGAAUUACCAUCACACUAGCUAGCAGUUAACUUGUUUUCACGUGUUUCUAAACCAAUAAAAAGUCUCAGCAACUUUGUUCUGCUUCUUCAAAAAGAGAUAAACAUGAUGCUUAGGGAGAAAUGGUUUCCAAGGCAAAAACCAUGGGAAUUAUAUCUCACACUUAAAUUAAAAUGUAUAACCUGUCUGCUCAGAUUUUCUGUCGUAGUUCUGACAUAUUUGAUAAGAAGAAUCACCGUUGAAUAUAUCACCUUAUUCAUUUCAGUUUUUUUACUGUAACAUUAAUCAAUUUAACUAUUAACUGACGGGUACAUGAACUUACUGUCAUACGUAAUUGUUUAUGGUAUUUCACCUACAGGUG